GGGAAGGGGUAGCCGAAGUUGACGGAACCGCCAUCUUGAAAAGUGCCCUCUGAUGAUCUCCCUUUUCGCGCCUGUCAGAAUCAGUUUUAAACGCUUUAUUUUCCUCACCGGGAUUUCGUCUCGUCUCCGCGUUCGUUUUAUCAAGGCCCGGGGCUGAUGGCAAGAUAAGGCACAUGCUGGAGACUCGCUGUUUAUCGUUGUCUUUCGGUGUGUGCUGUUGAACUGCUGUAUGUGUGCCAUUUGUCAGUCUGUCUCUCACCGCCUUCUGCCUGCCUGUCCAUCCGGCUAGCCUGGAAUGGGCCACAACUCCCAAAGACUAGAACACACCUCUUUUUAACCUCAGCCCCUUCGUCUGGACUCCAACAUACUCACAGAGCCAAGAUGUUUUGGAAGUUUGACCUCCACACCACAUCCCACAUUGACACGCUGCUGGAGAAGGAGGAUGUGACGCUGACAGAGGUGAUGGACGAGGAUGACGUCCUGCAGGAGUGCAAGGCCCAGAACCACAAACUGGUUGACUUCCUGCUGAGACCACAGUGCAUGGAGGACCUGGUCACCUUCAUCACACAGGAACCCAAUACUGAUGUUGAAGAGAAGGUUAAAUACAAGUAUCCAAACAUAUCAUGUGAGCUGCUUACGUCAGAUGUUGGCCAGAUAAAUGACAGACUGGGAGAAGAUGAGAACCUGCUGAUGAAACUUUACGGCUUCCUCCAGAAUGAGCCUCCUCUCAACCCACUCCUGGCCAGCUUCUUCUCCAAGGUCCUGUCCAUUCUUAUAGGACGCAAGCCUGAGCAGAUAGUGGAGUUUCUGCGAAAGCGGGAAGACUUUGUCGACCUGAUGAUCAAACACAUCGGGACGUCUGCCAUCAUGGACCUGCUGCUCAGAAUGCUCACCUGCAUUGAACCACAACAGCUGCGACAGGAUGUUCUCAAUUGGCUGAAUGAAGAGAAGGUGAUUCAGAGACUGGUAGAUAUGGUACAGCCGUCUCAAGAUGAAGAUAGACACUCCAAUGCCUCCCAGUCGCUGUGCGAGAUCAUCAGACUGAGCAGAGAUCAGAUGUUCCAGGUCCAGGGCUGCUCAGAGCCUGACCCACUUCUGGCCACACUUGAAAAGCAGGAGACGGUGGAGCAGCUGCUGUCUAACAUCUUCGACAAGGAAAAGAGUGAAUCUGCAAUCGUCAGUGUUAUCCAGAUCCUCCUCACACUGUUCGAGACCAGGAGACCAGCUUUCGAGGGUCACAUGGAUUGCCCACCGGGGAUGUCCCAUCCUUCGUUUUCAGUCAACCACAGCAUCCUGGAGGCUGUGAGACCCCGACUCAAAGACUUUCACCAGCUGCUAGUGGAACCUCCAAAGAAGAAUGUGAUGAAAACAACAUGGGGGGUGCUGGACCCUCCAGUGGGCAACACCAGGCUCAAUGUGGUCAGACUGGUGGCCAGUCUGUUGCAGAGCAACACACACAGCAUCAACUCAGAACUCAUUAACCUCAACACACUGGAAGUCAUACUCGACAUGUAUUUCAAAUACAUCUGGAACAACUUCCUCCACAUUCAGGUGGAGAUCUGCACAGCCAUGAUUCUGGCUAUGCCCCCCGCCCCCACUGACAUCCAGCCAGACACAGAGGAGGAGCAUGCAAGGGAGAGCAUCCUCAUCAAACAUCUGUUUCAAAAGUGCCAGUUCAUUCAGAGAAUUGCAGACGCCUGGAGUUCCAAUGAGAAAGAACAGGCUGAAGGUGGUCGGCGACGAGGCUACAUGGGUCACCUGACCAGAAUAGCCAACUCUAUAGUUCAUAACUGUGACAAAGGCCCUAAUGGACCGCAGAUACAACAGCUCAUCUCCGAGCUCCCAGUCGAAGACAGAGACAAGUGGGAGGCGUUUAUUUCUGGACAGUUGUCUGACACAAACAAAAGAAACACCAUCGACCUGGUAAACACACACCACAUCCAUUCUUCCAGUGAUGAUGAGGUGGACUUUAAAGACAGUGGCUUUCACCAGGACUCGUCUCUACAACAAGCCUUUUCUGAUUAUCAGAUGCAACAAAUGACGUCCAAUUUUAUUGAGCAGUUCGGCUUCAAUGAUGAAGAGUUUGCUGAUCAGGACGAUGUUGUGGAUAUUCCCUUUGAUAGAAUAUCAGACAUCAAUUUUUCACUGAAUACAAAUGAAAGUGCGAACAUAGCUCUGUUUGAGGCCCGCUGUAAGGAGAAGAUCCAGCAGUUUGAAGAUGCUGGUUCAGAUGAGGAAGAUAUCUGGGAUGAAAAAGAUGUCACCUUCGCACCAGAGGCACAGAGACGCCCCAGGAGUUCAGGCAGCACCGACAGCGAGGAGAGCACAGAUUCAGAGGAGGAGGAUGGAAAGAGAGAUCCAUUUGAAGCUUCCAACCCCAGCACCGAUGACCGUAUGGAGGUGGACACAGGGCCAGUGUGGACGGCCAACUUCGACGACAUCCCCAUGGACACGGGUACAUCCACAGCUCCAGCCUCCAGCCCCACUGAGCCUGCUGCCUCCUGCCCUCUGUCCUCCUCCUCCUCCCCCUCCCCCUCCACAACAGAAGGCCUUCCUGAGGCAUCAUGGAGCACCUCUCCUGCUGCCACAUCCACCUCCGAAACAGGCUGGGCUGAUUUCUCCAACUUCACCCCUGUGAGCCCUAAAGACCCGCUGAGAUGCAACUCUCCUGUUGCUAUGGAAACCAGCAUUGAGACAAUGGACCCUCUGGGGGUCAAUGCACCCAUGCAGCCUGAAGUCCCCUCAGACUGUGGCGGCUGGUUGGGAACCACUGUGGCGUCUCCCUCCCCCGCCUCACCUAAGGAUUGUGGGCGAUCCAACGUGGAGGAGGAAGCCGCCUGCUCUGAGCAGCGCAGCAUCACGGAGACGGUCAUCAAUGGCUCCAUGAAAGAAACGGUCAGCCUCACCGUUGAUGCAAAGACAGAGACCGCCGUCUUCAAGAGUGAUGAAGAGAAGAGUGCUUCGUCAGAGAAAUACUCAGUAGCGGAGUGUGAGGAUGUGGAAAGAACAGGCAUCAGCAGCUCGGCCGGAGCCUGCUGUCCCAAAACAGGUGACAAGUGUCGGUCCACUGUGGUGCUUCCCAACGGUCCUCUGGAGGAGGGGGCAGCCACAGAGGAGGCCAAACUGGACCAGAGUCCCGUGUCCUCAGAGCCAGCUGUAAAUGGGCCGGCGUGAGGGUCCUCCUAUGCCAGCCAAUGGCCAGCCUGUUCUGUCACGCAGGGCCCCUCCCGCUGGCUAGUCAGUAGAGGCCGCUGCUCAGAGCUGAACCAAUCACACGCCCCCACCAGGACCAGCAAUACUCCCCAUCGGCUCAUCACUGACAGUCGCAGACGAGUGUACAGACACAGGAUGAACUGAGACGUACUCAAAUGGAUACUAGUUUGUUUUUUUCUCCUGCAUUUGUUUAUAUACUAUUGUUCUUACGAGAUGAUGUGCGACUGAUAUCUUGCCACUCAAAAUUAAAUAGUAAUGUUGCUAUAGUUAAAGAAAUGAUUGUAUGAAUAAAAUAUUUUAUAAAAACAAAAGUAUACAGAAAACAUAAGAUGAAUUACCCCAGGAACAGGAAACAGCUGACUGGUGCCCCCGACCAACCGCUGAGCACAGCUGCUCCUUCCAAUUCAACACACAUUCUAAAAACCACACUGUGGAGAUGUUUUACUGACUUUUUUUAAUUGUAUUAUUUAUUAUGAAAGUCAAAUGAUGGUAAUGUUUAUUUCCCUCGGAGCCGUACCAACACUCUCCGCCCUUCUAUGGAGCUGCAGUCAUGCUAACCCAGCACCAGUAGUUCCCACACACUUCUCACAUUUAGAAAAUUCCAUUGCCGGCUGAAGUAUCACAACAGUCUGCAGAACCCUUUAACCAGAGAUUUAGGAAACGAGGUGGAAAGGAAAGUGCAGGCACAUGAAAUAAUAAGAGAUGGCGACGUGAUUCACAUUUGUGUAAAGAAUAGAUUUGUCCAGUCUUGAUAUGAGCUGCUUGGGACGGUUCAGACUGAGAACAGCUCCGUGUGGAGGAAACCCGGUGGUGGUGGUGGUGGUGUGGUCAAGUGCACAUUCCUGGUAUACUUGUUGAAAAAGUGACAUUCUAGUGUUUACCUGCCAAUUGUUAAGAUGGAUGAUUUAAAAAUCACUCAUAAUAUUCUUUGCAGUGUCUGAUUUGCCUUCAAAAAAUACGAAUCAUCACUCUUCCUCCCUGCACUGUUGUGUCUCUCAGCAGCCACCAGAGUGACACACCCUCACCACUGAAGGUAUUUGUGCUGUGGUGGUGAUGGUUAGGGAUGUUCAGUCCAGUUUGUUCCGUGUCCAUCUACUAAAUCAAAUCCACUCUGCUGGCCUCUGUAGAUCUAUGAGCUUUGAGCUUCGGUUUGGUCUCUACCAGCUUCUGAGACAAGUGUCCGUCUGAGGUUUUUUUUAACAUUACAAAUAUAUGAACCAAGCCGAUUGUUAGCCUACAGAGCAAAUGCGACCAUGGGCUGAUCUUAAAAUGAGUAUCACUGCAUGAAUAUCUGAGACUGACCAAGACCAACCACAUAAAGCCUUCCUUCUCUCCACUGAACCAACAAAUGAUUCAAUGUUUUGGCGUUUGAUUCCAAAAGAAAAUGUUUUUUGUAACUCAAUUUUCUGUACCAGCGUUGGAAAGGGAAUAAGCUAUUCAUGGACGACGGUACAACUCCACCCCCACGUUUUGUCUGAUUAUUACUGAAUUAAAUGUCCUCUUACUUUCUGAA
Scophthalmus maximus (turbot) is the source of this 4726-nucleotide messenger RNA. It is a transcript of the gene ppp6r3, whose product is annotated as protein phosphatase 6, regulatory subunit 3. Gene Ontology annotation, molecular function: protein phosphatase regulator activity; protein phosphatase binding. Lineage: Eukaryota; Metazoa; Chordata; Actinopteri; Pleuronectiformes; Scophthalmidae. The coding region runs from base 382 to 3174 and encodes 930 amino acids. The record is from RefSeq and is a predicted model, not a curated record. Gene Ontology annotation, cellular component: cytosol; nucleus. The transcript is spliced from 25 exons.